GGUAAUUUGAAGACAGCUUUUGGAAUCAAUUAGCAUGGAUCCCAGCAGUGACUACCAUUUCCUCAACCAGAUCUUGUGGAGAAGGGUGAAACUCACGUUGGUCUGUGGCAUCUUCGAGGGUGUGCUUCAGCAUGUUGACCGUAACAAGAUUGUUGUCCUGAAGAAAGUGAAGAAUGUGGAGACAGGUCGGAGCGUCCCAGGAGUGAAGAUGUUUUUUGGGCAUGAGAUUGUGAAUGUGGAACUACUAGAUGAAGUGGAACAAGGCUCAGUGAGAGAAAACACAUCAUCUGUUAGUCUAAAUGCAGAAAGAACUGGGAUGGAGAAAAUGAAAGUUGAAGUCCUAAAUGUAUGUGAGUCUGUUUCUCCUGCCCCUGAAGCACCAACUACCUCUCUGCUGAAUGACCUCAAGUACAGCCCAUCAGAGGAAGAGGAGGUGACAUACACAGUCAUUGAUCAAUUCCAGCAGAAGUUUGGUGCUGCAAUGCUCCACAUCAAGAAGCAGAGUGUCCUGAGCGUGGCAGCAGAAGGAGUGAAUGUGUGUCGCCAUGGGAAACUGUGCUGGCUGCAGGUGGCUACAAAUUGCCGAGUUUAUUUAUUUGACAUUUUCCUUCUGGGAAGUCGAGCUUUCAACAAUGGACUUCAGAUGAUAUUAGAAGACAAGAGAAUUUUGAAGGUUAUCCAUGAUUGUCGUUGGCUUUCUGAUUGCCUCUCUCAUCAGUAUGGAAUUUUGCUGAAUAAUGUCUUUGACACACAGGUAGCAGAUGUCCUUCAGUUUUCCAUGGAAACGGGUGGCUAUCUUCCAAACUGCAUCACUACUUUGCAGGAGAGUUUAAUCAAACACCUUAAAGUAGCCCCUAAAUAUCUCUCCUUUCUAGAAGAGAGACAAAAACUGAUUCAGGAAAAUCCAGAAGUAUGGUUCAUCCGACCUGUUUCACCCUCUUUACUUAAAAUUUUGGCCCUGGAAGCUGCCUACCUAUUACCCCUUCGCUGGGCACUCCUAGAUGAGAUGAUGUCUGACCUAACCACUCUGGUGGAUGGAUACCUAAACACAUACCGCGGAGGGUCUGCAGACCGUCUUGGAGGCACCGAGCCUACAUGUAUGGAGCUGCCAGAUGAACUGCUUCAACUCAAGGACUUCCAGAAGCAGCGCAGAGAGAAAGCUGCAAGAGAAUAUAGGGUGAAUGCACAGGGACUCCUUAUAAGGACAGUGCUACAGCCAAGGAAAUUAGUGACAGAGGCAGCAAGGAGACAGAAUGUCAAAGGUUUCUUAUUUGGUAAAAAUUCUAGGAUAGAUAAAACUCCAAGUUUUACAUCUCAAGACUUCCAUGGGGAUGUGAAUUUACUGAAAGAAGAAUCUAUGAAUAAACAAGCUACAAAACCUCAACAUCUACCUCCCAUAGAAGCGGAAACCAGUGAGGAUUCCAGGAACAAACUCAUGUGCCCUGAGUCAAAGGGGUCAGAGGACCAGAGAAUAACUCAGAAAGAACACUUUAUGACACCCAAACAUGAGUUUCAGGCAAAUUUAUCUUUGAAAGAGAAGAUAGAACAGUUAUUGAUGGUGGAAAACAAGGAAGAUUUAAAAUGCACAGAACAGGCUGUUUCAGUGUCUCCUUCUCUUCCUCAGGACACCAGAGUGUCUCCAAGUGAAACCUUUUAUCCUACAAGAAAUGCUGUGCUUUCCGCACUCCCUCCUUGUCCAGCCUUGGAGAAGACCCAUUCCUGGAUAAAUGCCUCUCUAAAUCUUCCUUAG
This is a messenger RNA of Saimiri boliviensis boliviensis (Bolivian squirrel monkey), 1750 nucleotides long. It is a transcript of the gene EXD1, whose product is annotated as exonuclease 3'-5' domain containing 1. Gene Ontology annotation, cellular component: PET complex. Gene Ontology annotation, biological process: piRNA processing; nucleobase-containing compound metabolic process. The record is from RefSeq and is a predicted model, not a curated record. Lineage: Eukaryota; Metazoa; Chordata; Mammalia; Primates; Cebidae. Gene Ontology annotation, molecular function: 3'-5' exonuclease activity; nucleic acid binding.